CUCUUUGCCUAUUUGCUUCUUUCUCUGGUUCACAGAAAGCGAACCAAAACCAAAAGUUCUAGACUUUGAGCUAACAAUCUCUAAACUAAUUGCAUGUAGAUGCUUUUUUGGAGCCGUAGCUCGCCAACUCUUGACUUAUCUUUGACUUGGUAGAGACCAGCUCAUGGCGAAUAAUCCCUCCGAGGCCACCAACGACGAUUUCCUGGAGCAAAUUCUAGGGCUUCAGAACUUUGCUGCGGCAGAGACCGGAUUGGCCGGAGCGGACGGAGGCUUAGCUCCUCCGCCUAUGAUGCUUCAGCUCAGCUCCGGGGACGGCUCAGCUCACAUUGGUGGUGGUGCCGGCGCGUACCAUGGUUCAGUGUUUCCUUUGGGGCUGAGCUUGGACCAAGGGAAAGGAGGGGGAGGGGGAGGAGGAGUGUUUUUGAAGCCCGAGGACGCCUCUGGGAGUGGAAAACGUUUUCGCGACGAAGUCGUUGAUGGUAGAGCUCCUUCCGCAAAAAAUGUUUUCAAUGGACAGCCUAUGCACACGACUGUUGCUGCAGCACCACAUGCACCAGCAAUGCGUCCAAGAGUUCGAGCUAGACGAGGACAGGCCACGGACCCACACAGCAUUGCUGAGCGGUUGCGCAGAGAAAGAAUAGCAGAAAGGAUCAGGGCACUGCAGGACCUAGUUCCUAGUGUCAACAAGACAGAUAGAGCCGCGAUGCUUGACGAAAUUGUGGAUUAUGUGAAGUUCUUAAGACUCCAAGUAAAGGUUUUAAGCAUGAGUAGACUGGGUGGAGCUGGCGCAGUGGCGCCACUUGUAACGGACAUCCCAUUGUCAUCGGUUGAGGAUGAAUCAGGUGAAGGUGGAAGAAACCAACCGGCCUGGGAGAAGUGGUCCAACGAUGGCACAGAACGGCAGGUAGCUAAACUCAUGGAAGAAAACGUUGGUGCUGCAAUGCAAUUUCUUCAAUCUAAGGCUCUUUGCAUCAUGCCUAUCUCACUCGCCUCAGCCAUUUACCAUACUCAACCACCAGAUACCUCUAGCAUCGUGAAGCCGGAAACAAACCCCCCUUCAUGAAACCUCUCCAUGGUUCAGUAGUCGGUACAUAUCCCCUGGUCCCAUCCUCAAGUAGUCACUAAAAUGGUCUGGGGUCCCACUCUUAGUUUUUUUUUUUCCUUUCAAAUUGCCAUCAAAGUCAGAUGCCAUAGUUCUUGCUUUUGCCUGCCUUUUCCAGCUUUUGUCAAAACAGGUUUCGACGUCAAUGCUUAAAAAAAAUGCAGGCAGACCCUUUAUGUCUUGACAAGUUCCAGUUAAAGGAGGGGGGAAUUGUCAAAGCUUUACUCUUGAUAUGCUUUGCUUUUUCAUUGUUGUUGCUAGUGGUACUGGUGGGGGUAGUGGAAAGCACUUUUGAAGUGGGGCUCUUCACUCUUGUUUUUGGCUAAGUGCGUUGUGGGACCUUCUAAUAGGGAUAGAUAUAGGGUAUAUAAAUAUUGUAAUACUGUAUUUCAUAGCCAAUGGAAUGCAGAGGUAGAAUGGAUAAUGGUUGGUUGAUUGGCAAAGCUUGGUGUUUUUAGUCCAAUUUGAAAUUGAUAUUUGCUACUUUGUUUAAAGGGGUAGAGUGUUUUUGA
This is a messenger RNA of Tripterygium wilfordii, 1614 nucleotides long. Its product is annotated as transcription factor UNE12-like. Lineage: Eukaryota; Viridiplantae; Streptophyta; Magnoliopsida; Celastrales; Celastraceae. Gene Ontology annotation, cellular component: nucleus. The record is from RefSeq and is a predicted model, not a curated record. Gene Ontology annotation, biological process: regulation of transcription by RNA polymerase II. The transcript is spliced from 6 exons. Gene Ontology annotation, molecular function: DNA-binding transcription factor activity, RNA polymerase II-specific; RNA polymerase II cis-regulatory region sequence-specific DNA binding; protein dimerization activity. The coding region runs from base 164 to 1063 and encodes 299 amino acids.